AUGGAGGUAGCAAUUUCUAUGGAGCUCGCGGAGAAUGAAGCCCGUAAAUUAAAGGUUGACACGCAGGAUGUUCAUGGACAUGAAAGUGUACACAAAGUAAGUGUAACUAAAGGUAAACCUUGCUACAGGUGUGGAAAAACUAACCAUACUCCAGACCAGUGCUUUUACAAAAAUAGUAAAUGCCACACGUGCAAUGAAAUUGGACAUAUACAUAAAAUGUGCUCAAAAAAGAAAUCAGUCCAACAUAAGAAACAAAAAAGGAAGUCCAAGCUAAAUUUUGUGUCCGAGAAUCAAGAAGAGGAUAACAGUGGAAAUGAACAUUGGCCUAUUUUCUCACUGUCAGGGGAACAUGGAAGGGUCAAGGAGAUAAAGAUAUCAUUGACACUGGAAGAUGAACCCAUAGAAAUGGACUUGGACACUGGCGCUUCUAUAUCAGUGAUAUCGGAACAACAGUACAAGACCAAGUUAGAGCAAAAAGUGACAUUGCGUCCAAGUACUGCUAUUCUGAAAACUUACUCAGGAGAAAUGUUAGGAGUUCUGGGUGAAGUGAAUGUACAUGUGAAAUAUCAGACACAAAAUAAAUUCUUACCAGCAUUAUUUGGUAGGAAUUGGAUGAAAGCUAUAAAACUGGACUGGCAGUCAAUUCAUUUUGUGGCUGGGGAUUUGAAAAAGUAUUCAGUGUUUGAUAACAAACUGGGAUGUAUCAAAGGUGUAACAGCAACCUUGAAAGUCAAGGAGGAUGUUCAACCAAAAUUCUUCAAGCCACGACCAGUGCCAUUUUCUCUGCGUGAUAAGAUAUUUGCUGAGUUAGACCGAUUUGAGCGGACAGGCAUCCUAAAGAAAAUUGAGUGUUCGGACUGGGCAGCGACAAUAGUCCCAGCAAUGAAAGCUGAUGGAUCUGUACGAAUAUGUGGAGACUUUAAAGUUACUGUAAAUCCAUACCUGGAUAUUCCGGAAUACCCUUUUCCGACAAGUGAGGAGUUGUUCACAAAGCUAAAUGGUGGAGAAAAGUUCUCUAAGUUGGACUUAUCUCAAGCUUAUAACCAAGUAGUUUUGGAUGAAGAAUCUAGGAACGCACCAUGGAUACGAUUCUACCAAGGUCUCGACAAAGUUGGAUACAUACUUGAUGAUAUCUUAGUAACCGGUGCAAAUGACAAUGAACACAAACAUAUCUUGGAAAAUACACUUAAACGAUUAGAUAGUUAUGGUGUGAAGUUGCAAAAGUCCAAGUGUCAGUUCAUGCAGGACCAAGUCGAGUACUUUGCCUUUGUGGUGAGCAAGGAGGGAAUUAAACCUUCACCGAAGAAACUUGAGGCAAUUCAGAACAUGGAGGAUCCAAAGUCUAAGAAGGAACUACAGAUAUGGUUGGGAAUUGUGAACUAUUAUCGAAAAUUUAUCCCAAACAUGUCAACACUUAGUGGACCACUUACACAUCUGUUGGCUAAAGAUAUUCCAUGGAACUGGACUCAAGAGUGUUCUGAAGCCUGUGUCAAGGUCAAAGACUUGCUGGUUUCCUCACAGGUAAUGGCUCACUAUGACCCUCACAAACCGCUGGUGUUAGCUGUAGAUGCUUCUGGAUAUGGAUUAGGUGCUGUGAUCUCGCAUACCGAUGGUGUGAAUGAAAAACCUAUUGCAUAUGCUUCACGAACAUUGACCUCAGCUGAGAAAAACUAUUCGCAAAUAGAAAAGGAGGCCUUAGCAAUAAUCUUUGGAGUGACAAAAUUUCAUUCAUAUUUGUAUGGACGGAUGUUCACGUUUAUCACAGACCACAAACCCUUAACUAGCAUAUUUGGACCUAAGAAAGGCAUUCCAAUUCUAACUGCUUCGCGAUUGCAGCGAUGGGCAAUUCAACUGUCAUCUUACCAGUUUGACAUUAAAUAUCGAGCUACUGGGAAACAUCAAAAUGCGGAUACCCUCUCACGUUUUCCAAUGGCGUGUGUUGACCAAGAGUCAAUGACACAGUUUGAUAGAGAGACUGAACAAAUUCACAAAAUACAGAUAAGAAACUUACCUGUGACCGCGGAUAAAGUGGCUGCUGCAAUAAAGAAUGAUGUGGUACUUUCCCGUGUAAUGGAGUUUCCUAAGAGUAGUUGGCCAAGUUUACAACCUGACACUAAUUUGUUACCAUAUUUCCGAGUUCGAAAUGAGCUUACCAUUGAAGAUGGAUGUUUACUUCGAGGGAUCAGAGUGAUUAUCCCCGAAAAGUACAGACAGGAUGUACUGGAGGAGUUACACGUUUCUCAUCCUGGAAUGGUCCGGAUGAAAUCAUUAGCCAGACUUCAUGUAUGGUGGCCCGGAUUGGACUCUGAUAUAGAGACAAAGGUAUCUCAGUGUGGACCUUGUAGAAGUCAGUUACCAAACUUACCAAAGGCUCCAGCAAAUCCAUGGUUAUGGCCUAGUGCACCCUGGAAAAGAGUGCAUAUUGACUUUGCAGGACCUUUCAUGCAACGUAUGUUCUUGAUAAUCGUGGAUGCGUAUUCUAAGUGGAUGGACGUAGUGAUGAUGACUUCUACUACUUCUGAAAAUACUAUCAAUGCAUUACGAUAUAUAUUCUCCUCAUAUGGAUUACCUGUGGAAAUUGUUUCGGACAAUGGACCGCAAUUUGUGUCAGAAGAUUUUGAGAUAUUUCUAAAGGAGAAUGGAGUACGUCACAUCAAGUCUGCACCAUAUCACCCUGCGUCCAAUGGAGAGGCGGAAAGAGCAGUGCGUACCUUUAAGCAGGCAAUGAAAAACAUGGCAAGUGAGACCGGGACUCUGAAUCAGAAACUUGCAGCAUUUUUAUUGUCAUAUCGCACGACACCUCAUACAACUACCAAAACAACACCUGGAGAGUUAUUUCUCAACCGCAAACUACGUACACGACUGGAUGUUGUGAAACCUCACAUGACAGAUCGUAUACAGCGGAAGUCAUUGUCAGCUGAGAAGAAGGUGCGGGAACAUCAGAUCGGUGACAAAGUCAUGGUUCGUGACUAUCGUGGAAGUAAAGUUUCGUGGAUACAAGGGAUCAUUGUGCGAAAACUGGGACCUGUUACUUACCGUGUGAAUAUUUAUGGUAUGUUGUGGAAACGACAUAUUGAUCAGAUUCGUGAAUGUGGUAUGUGUGAGUUAGGCAGUCCGGAAUCCGUGAAACCAAAUCCUUUUAGCAGCAUUGUGCCUGUUAAUGCACCAUUAGAGAGCCAAGGUGAACAAUUAGAUACUCCUUCUAUCGCUGAUGUACCGUCAUGCCAGGAUUCUGUGUCCAAUAAUCCGAUUGUAGAGGACAAUUCCAAACGUUCCGUUGUCAAUGCGCGAAAUUCGGACAAUAAUUCAGUACAACCGCGAUAUCCACGUCGUCAACAUCGCAAGCCUGAAAGACUUAUUGAAAAGUGUUAA
Molecule: messenger RNA, 3372 nt
Organism: Ostrea edulis (European flat oyster)
Lineage: Eukaryota; Metazoa; Mollusca; Bivalvia; Ostreida; Ostreidae
Exons: 2
Coding region: 1-3372 (1123 amino acids)
Biological process (GO): DNA integration; proteolysis
Molecular function (GO): nucleic acid binding; zinc ion binding; aspartic-type endopeptidase activity
Source: RefSeq, a predicted model, not a curated record